AUGCCUGUAAUGGGAAUCGUCCAACUGUAUAUACAGCGGGGUGUGAUCUUCCUGGAGCAUGGGUGGUUCAACGAGUACGAAAUCACGCGAAACAUUUACAACAGCCUUCUGGAGCCCGAACAAGGGGGGGGGCACUUCGCGGUGUGGGGUCGAGGCCAUUUUCAGGAUGCGACCCCGUUCCCUCCGGUGGACAGCCUCCACUCCCAGGGAAACUCCUUUUUGUGUUCCAACCCCAUCUGCAAGGCCAUCAACAGAGAUCUCAGCGAGGGAGUCGAGGCAACCGUCGCCGCACAGGUUUUGAUACAAUUCUCGACUCUUCGUUCCCUACCCCCUUAACCUCCUCUGCCCCUUUCCUCCGUCUAUUUUGUCAGGUUUGGUGCCUUCGUAUAUCCCGGAA
This is a messenger RNA of Ectocarpus sp. CCAP 1310/34, 397 nucleotides long. The record is from the annotation of a GenBank genome assembly. Lineage: Eukaryota; Phaeophyceae; Ectocarpales; Ectocarpaceae.